This is a messenger RNA of Juglans microcarpa x Juglans regia, 1385 nucleotides long. RefSeq lists its product as uncharacterized. The record is from RefSeq and is a predicted model, not a curated record. Lineage: Eukaryota; Viridiplantae; Streptophyta; Magnoliopsida; Fagales; Juglandaceae. The transcript has a single exon. Bases 168 to 1172 code for a protein of 334 amino acids.
UGACUUGACCUGGUUUGUUUGAAGGGUUGGAGACUUUUGGGAUCUGCAGAAAAGUCCGAGUCAAUUUCCUAUAUCCAAUCCCCAAGACCACUCUUUCCCUUCCGCAGGCCAUUUCCAAAUUCUCAUCUCCAGCAGCAACAACAACUCCAUCCAAGAAAGGAAUCGCCAUGGAUAUGGAGCAAGAAGACAUGCAGUUUCUUGGUAUCUUUGGUGUCUAUAGAGAAGCGUACAAGAUCAUCUUCUCAUGGCGGAAAAUCUUGAGCCAGAUUACCCUGGCCUUGGUCAUCCCUCUAUCUUUCAUCUACUUGGUUCACAUGGAAGUCUCAGAUCUUCUCUUCUCGAGGAUCGUCCACAACGAGAUAGUCCUGGACGAAACCAGAGCCGGAACUCCAAAACACAACAAGCUCUCAGAUGUCCUCACCUCCGAAUGGAUCACUUUCUUGCUUUUCAAGGCUGCCUAUUUCACUUUCCUCCUCGUCUUCUCCCUCCUCUCCACCUCCGCCGUCGUUUACACCAUUGCAUGCAUUUACACCGGCCGGGAAGUAACCUUCAAGAAGGUCAUGAGCGUUGUCCCAAAGGUCUGGAAACGGCUUAUGGUCACUUUCAUCUGCACUUUCAUCGCCUUCUUCGCUUACAACAUCGUGGCUUUUCUGAUCAUGAUCACAUGCGCAAUUUUCCUAAUUGAGUCUGCAUCCAGAUAUUUUGUCCCCAUUCUCAUAGCCGUGGGGAUCUUGUACUUGGUGGGAUUUGUGUACAUGACCAUAGUUUGGCAGUUAGCCAGCGUCGUGACAGUUUUAGAAGACAGCUAUGGAGUUCAGGCGAUGCUGAAAAGCAAGGCGCUGUUGAAGGGGAAGAUGUGGGUGGCCACAGUUAUAUUUUUUAAGCUCAAUAUUUCUCUUGCAAUCAUACAGAUAGCAUAUAGAAAGCUUGUUGUUCAUGGCUGGCGUCUGGGCAUGGUGAGCAGAGUUGGAUAUGGGAUUAUCUGUUUGUUGUUGCUUUUCAAGUUGGUGCUUUUCGGGCUUAUAAUUCAGACAGUGAUAUAUUUUGUCUGCAAAUCCUACCACCAUGAAAACAUCGACAAGUCGGCUCUCUCGGAUCACCUUGAAGUCUAUCUUGGAGAGUAUGUUCCUUUGAAGGCCAAGGAUGUUCAGCUGGAGCAGUUCAAUGUUUGAUCAUUUUGGCUAUGGAUGUCAGACAAAUAAUGAUCUAUACAUGUAAUAUUAGCUGCUGUUAUGAGUUUUAUAUCUACAUAUCAUCUUGAGAGUGUUGCAUGUCACAGUACUACAUGAGAAUCAAUGGUUAUUUGUGUUAUUUUUAAUAUACAUUGCAUCAAUAUUUACCAAAAACAAAAACCAGUUUGAAUUCUAAUGUAACAAUGUUGGGUU